This is a messenger RNA of Puccinia graminis f. sp. tritici CRL 75-36-700-3, 306 nucleotides long. RefSeq lists its product as uncharacterized. The transcript has a single exon. Bases 1 to 306 code for a protein of 101 amino acids. The record is from RefSeq and is a predicted model, not a curated record. Lineage: Eukaryota; Fungi; Basidiomycota; Pucciniomycetes; Pucciniales; Pucciniaceae.
AUGUCUCUCCCGCUCUAUUCGGCUCCGUUUUAUCAGUGGUUCACUUCAUUUGCAACACAGAUCUUGCGGCUGCAACAACGUAAACCUGGCAUCCAUUUGCUUUAUCAGUCCUCAGCUCUCUAUGAUCAGAAUCUCGAUCUCAUCACGUCCUCCAAGAAGAAUCCGAAGCACGCCUUUUUGGCUACCAUCAACAAGGCUCUAUGUUUGGUAACAACACUCUUCCUGGCUUUUCGAGUAUUGGCACGGUUGCUUUCCUGGCAAUGGCUACGGCGGUUGCUCGACCGAUGCGAACUCAAUUCACCCUGA